Messenger RNA from Cavenderia fasciculata, 1347 nucleotides. RefSeq names its product spore coat protein (gene sigD). The record is from RefSeq and is a predicted model, not a curated record. The transcript has 3 exons. The coding region runs from base 1 to 1347 and encodes 448 amino acids. Lineage: Eukaryota; Evosea; Eumycetozoa; Acytosteliales; Cavenderiaceae.
AUGAGGAUGAUAUUAGCUUUAAUGCUUAUAUAUUUCACAGCCAACGCGCUGGCUUGGGCUGAUGAUUGUGCUUCGAUCACAAAUGUUGAUCAAUGCAAGAAUAACCCAUCGUGUAUUUCGCUGUCAUAUUUGACCUGUUGUGGUAAACAAGUCGACUAUUGUGUACAGAAUACUGGCAAUUGUCAGACCAACGUCCACUGUAUGCAAACGCUCACCAAGCAAGCAGACAAUGUUGCCGAGUUUUGGAAUAGCUGUCCACCAGCCAACGUACACUGGAUUCCAUACACCCCACAAAACUCAACCUGCGACCAAUUGAGAUGUGAAGCUCAAGGCGCAACCUGCGAAUGGAUCACUCCAUCAUGCCCAGGUACCAGCUGUUGCCCAACCUAUGCUCGUUGCACUGGUGGUUCAUCGGGAUCAUCGGGAUCAUCGGGAUCAUCGGGCUCAUCGGGCUCAUCCGGCUCAUCCGGCUCAUCUGGAUCAUCUGGAUCUUCGACUGGCCAAUCAUGUUCAAACACUCUAUGCCCACCAAAUACCAACUGUCAAUUGUGGGACGGUAAGCCCGUUUGUGUAGCCGGCUCAUCUGGCUCAUCCACUUCCGGCUCAUCUGGCUCAUCCACUUCCGGCUCAUCUGGUUCAUCGACUGGCGACGCCUGUCAAGGCAAGCACUGCCCAGACGGAUUCUACUGCUCUUCUCAAAGCGGCCAAGCUGUCUGCUGGCCAGGACACCCCACCAACCCACCCACCCAUCCACCAACCAGACCACCUGGAAACGACUGCGAGGACAUUGACGACCCAUGGAAGUGCAACGGACACCACCGUGAAGGCGAACAUGAAGGUUGGGGAGGUCACGACCACCGUGAAGGCGAACAUGAAGGUAAGCACUGUGUCUGGGGUCAAGACCACCACUGCACCAGCAGAUGUUGUCCACCAUCUGCCAAGUGUAUCGGUCCACACACCACCUCGGCCUCGACCACUGCCACCACCACCUGCUCGACCACCGCCUCGACCACCGCCACCACCACCGCCUCUACCACUGCUGAUCCAACCGGUCGUCCAACAUCUGGCUGGCCAACUGGUCAUCCAACAUCUGGCUGGCCAACUGGUCGUCCAACAUCUGGCUGGCCAACUGGUCGUCCAACAUCUGGCUGGCCAACUGGUCGUCCAACCUCUGGUUUCCCAACCUCUGGGUGGCCAACAGGUCAUCCAACCUCUGGUUUCCCAACCUCUAUCGCUCCAACCUCUGGAUUCAUCACCCGUGCUCCAUCAUCUGGUGCCUGGACCGGUGACGACUGGACUGAAGAUAGUGAUGAUGAACCAAUUUUCACCCUUGGAGGUGGAUGGUAA